Peronospora matthiolae is the source of this 387-nucleotide messenger RNA. Lineage: Eukaryota; Oomycota; Peronosporomycetes; Peronosporales; Peronosporaceae. The record is from the annotation of a GenBank genome assembly.
AUGGAAGACGUGCUAGCACUGUUCAAGAUCAAAGAGUUGGGAGGCGGCAUUUUCGUUCACCGUCGGAUGACAUGGUUGCAGAAGCUCAAGGAUAUCUAUGAAGAGGAAUCAGUAGUCAAGAACGAGAAGACAUUGAGUAAACUCCUGAUAGAAGUGUUUGCUGAAGAAGAAGGGAAACUUGCCAUCAUGGCUAUGAAGGCAGCGAAUGAUGUCAAAGCCGAUCAACUGCAAGCAAAAUCGGUGCUGCGUGACCUGUUUGAAACGGAGAAGAACAGUCCGGGCUAUUUGGAGCGCGUGUUGUACCAAGAAAAGUUUGCCGACGACGAUACCGCGCAAAUCCGAACGACAUACGACUUGUACAUCAAAGGGAAGUGGCAGGUUAAGUGA